This is a messenger RNA of Babesia microti strain RI, 693 nucleotides long. Its product is annotated as RNA recognition motif. (a.k.a. RRM RBD or RNP domain). The transcript is spliced from 2 exons. Lineage: Eukaryota; Apicomplexa; Aconoidasida; Piroplasmida; Babesiidae. The record is from RefSeq and is a predicted model, not a curated record. Bases 1 to 693 code for a protein of 230 amino acids. Gene Ontology annotation, cellular component: cytoplasm; nucleus; ribonucleoprotein complex. Gene Ontology annotation, molecular function: mRNA binding.
AUGUCUUCUUACAGGGGUGGCAGGGAGAAUCACGCGCCGGCGUGUAUUUUUGUGGGCAAUCUUCCAGAAGAUAUCACCGUGAGAGAAAUUGAAAACAUUUUCGGAAAGUUCGGCGAAAUUCGAGACAUCGAUAUCAAAAAGGGAAAAACCAGCAAUUACACUGCCUAUGCCUUCAUAGAAUUCUAUCAUAUGCGCGAUGCAGAAGAUGCAGUAGAAUCUCGUGACGGGUAUAAUUUUGACAAAUACCGCCUCCGCGUUGAAUUUAGUGGCCGAAAACGCUCUGGAAACCAAGGGGACAAACUCAGGCGAUAUAAUGACUACAGCAACACCAGGACUGAACACCGCCUAGUCAUCUCAAACAUUUCCUCCUCUUGUAGAUGGCAAGAUAUUAAGGACCAUAUGAAGAGGGCAGGUCCCGUUGGACACGUUUGCAUUAAAGACGGUAGGGGCUAUGUCGAAUACAUUAACAAAUCAGAUAUGAAAUAUGCACUUGAAAAAUAUGAUGGUUCUGAACUUCAAAGUGCAGGAAGGAGUUACCGGAUUAAGGUGCGAAUGGAUGAUCAUCGAAGCCAUUCACACUCAAAUGAACGCUCGCGCCGUUCUGCCAGCCAAAAUAAAAGUUUGAGAAGGUCGCGUUCAAGAUCUCGUUCCCCGCAAAUAAAUGAGCCGGAAGUACCUUCCGAGUCAGGUUGA